GCUCCUAUCCGUGCAGCACUAGAAGAUUUUGAGUGGGUCUUUGUUCAAGGCACCGUCCGCCACACUGAAGGAAACUGGUCUCUACACACAUCCGACUUUUCCAAGCUCCCUUUAUACACAUACUACAACCCAUUCGACCCUGAAUCCAUCAUACAAACUCAUGAAGAGCUCCUCCACAUCAUAAGGAGCCACGGUCCCUUCGAUGGUGUUUUCGCCUACUCUGGCGGAGCAGCACUAGCGGCCGAGCUUCUUGUUGAAGCUGCUCGUUCUGAGACAGCUAUCGAGCCUCUAUUCCGCUUCGCCGUCUUCGUGAACGGCGCAUCGCCGCUACGCGUCUUCGAAGUCGACGAUGUCGACACGGUGAGCGGCCAUGUUGACGUCUCGCAAACAUUUCAACAAGCAAAAGAAAUGUUUCUCCGACCUAGCGCGCUGCGACACAAGCCUGGUGUCAGUGAAGAGGAUCAGGUGGAUCACAAGAAGUUGCUCGGACUCUUGAGCAGAUUAGAAGGGAAAAUGAUGGCAGAUGGGACAGCCUUUUUGAGCGAUGGCACGUAUGGGCUAUGUCGG
Bipolaris zeicola 26-R-13 is the source of this 567-nucleotide messenger RNA. RefSeq lists its product as uncharacterized. The record is from RefSeq and is a predicted model, not a curated record. Gene Ontology annotation, cellular component: nucleus; cytoplasm. The annotation marks the transcript as partial. The transcript has 2 exons. NCBI's taxonomy places the organism in Eukaryota, Fungi, Ascomycota, Dothideomycetes, Pleosporales, Pleosporaceae.